Saccharomyces paradoxus is the source of this 2037-nucleotide messenger RNA. RefSeq names its product sorting nexin 1 (gene VPS5). Gene Ontology annotation, cellular component: endosome. NCBI's taxonomy places the organism in Eukaryota, Fungi, Ascomycota, Saccharomycetes, Saccharomycetales, Saccharomycetaceae. Gene Ontology annotation, molecular function: phosphatidylinositol binding. The record is from RefSeq and is a predicted model, not a curated record. Bases 1 to 2037 code for a protein of 678 amino acids. Gene Ontology annotation, biological process: retrograde transport, endosome to Golgi; protein retention in Golgi apparatus. The transcript has a single exon.
AUGGACUACGAGGAUAAUCUAGAGGCUCCUGUUUGGGACGAACUAAAUCAUGAGGAAGAUAAAACUCAGAGCGUCAUUUCAAAUUCAAUUGAACCAGUUAGUCAAUUAUCUACACAUGAAAAGGGAAAAGAAGAGGGAAGAAAAGAUGAACUUGAGACCACAGCUUCACUUGUGAACAAGAUAAGCUUGGAUAUUGCACCAGAAUGGAAGGGCACCGGUUUGUCAGUGGCUGAUAAUCCGUUGUUAGAGGAGCAUGACGAUUCCAAAGCCGACGCUCUUAUUAAUUCUCUGGCUCCUGAACAGGAUCCAAUUGCUGACCUCACAAAUAGCGCUACACAACUCAUUGUAACAAGAGAAUCUGGUGACGCAUUGUUUACAGGCAACGUCAACUCUCCCUUAGUCUUUGAUGAUACGAUAUACGAUGCUAGCACUUCUCCAAAUACCUCAAGAAGCAUUUCUGGAAGAAGAUUCGGCAAGCCCCGCAUUCUUUUUGAUUCUGCCAAAGCUCAAAGAAACUCCAAACGUAAUCAUUCUCUGAAAACAAAGAAAACAACCGCUUCCAAUAAUACUACCAAAACACCUUUUACUGAUCCGUUAAAGAAGGCUGAAAAAGAGAAUGAAUUUGUUGAAGAACCAUUGGACGAUAGAAACGACAGAAAAGAAAGCAAUAAGGAAAAGGCCGCAGCUUCCGUUGAAAAGAAUAUCCUUGAGCAGGUGGAUAAGCCCUUAUAUAAUCUCCCUAAGACAGGUGCUAAUACUGUAAGUCCUAUCAAGGUCGAGGAAAAUCCGAAAAUGUUUGAAAAAACCAAGACUGGCUCAAAGGUGCUACCAACCGAAAAGGCUACGGCUUUCAAAGUUGAGGUGAAAGACCCGGUCAAAGUAGGAGAGCUAACAUCCAUUCACGUGGAGUACACUGUAAUCAGUGAGUCAGCAUUACUCGAGCUAAAAUAUGCACAAGUAAGCAGGCGUUACAGAGAUUUCAGGUGGCUAUAUCGUCAACUACAAAGCAACCAUUGGGGUAAAAUAAUACCUCCACCACCAGAGAAGCAAUCGGUAGGUAGUUUCAAGGAAGAUUUUAUCGAAAAUAGAAGAUUUCAAAUGGAAAGCAUGUUAAAAAAAAUAGGUCAAGAUCCGGUUCUACAAAAGGACAGAGAUUUCCUGCUAUUUUUGACAAGCGAUGACUUUGGUUCAGAGUCUAAAAGAACAGCAUUUUUGACUGGGUCAGGCGCUAUUAAUGACAGUAACGAUCUAUCAGAAAUCCGGAUAAGUGAAAUACAGCUACUCGGCGCUGAGGACGCCGCUGAGGUAUUAAGAAAUGGAGGUAUCGAUGCAGAAUCACACAAGGGAUUUAUGAAUAUAUCAUUUUCCUCUCUACCCAAGUACAACGAAACAGAAGAAUUCUUUACCGAAAAGAAACAAAAGAUGGAUGAAUUAGAAGAUAAUUUGAAAAAAUUGAGCAAAUCCUUGGAUAUGGUUGACACCUCAAGGAAUAGUUUAGCUGCGUCAACAGAAGAAUUCUCUAGUAUGAUAGGAAGCCUAUCGUCUUUGAAUAUAAGUGAGGCUAAUUCGGAACUGUUGAAUAAUUUUGCUGAUGUUCAUAAAAGCAUAAGAAGCUCUCUUGAGAGGAGCUCUUUGCAGGAGACAUUGACUAUGGGGGUAAUGCUAGAUGACUAUAUUAGGUCAUUAGCUAGCGUAAAGGCAAUUUUCAACCAGAGAGCCAAAUUGGGGUAUUUCUUGGUAGUUAUUGAAAACGACAUGAAUAAGAAACACACACAAUUGGGUAAAUUGGGACAAAAUAUCCAUUCAGAAAAGUUCAAAGAAACGAAAAAGGAAUUUCUAGCAUUAGAGAGAAGGUACAACCUUACAAAAACACAAUGGCAAGAGGUUGGCGAUAGAAUAAAGGAUGAAUUUCAGAAUUUUUCUAUUGAUAAAAUUCGGGAAUUCCGAAAUGGCAUGGAAAUAUCACUAGAAGCAGCCAUUGAAUCUCAAAAAGAAUGCAUCGAGCUUUGGGAGACAUUCUACCAAACUAAUCUUUAG